UCCACAGUUCAGUCCGCUAGAUGGCGGUACUGCACCUGCAAGCUGUUUCGCCAACCGCCAAUCAACCAAGAAGAAGGAAGCGGGAACUCCAUCAGUCCGGUCCGGUUUGUCUCAGUUUGUCUCCACGCUGACUGGACAGCUGACCUGGAAAGUAAGAUCCAAAGCUUCACAAAUGGAGUGCAAGAAAGAAAUAUGGCAAACGUGUGGAGAGGCCUUUGUCAACCAGUAUUAUCAGCAGUUUGACUGUACCAACAGGAUGGGACUGAGUAGCCUUUAUUCUGAUGAUGCUUGCUUGACAUGGGAAGGAACACCUUAUAGAGGGCGAGAGGCCAUUGGAGCCAAACUAGUGAACUUGCCUUUCCAGCGUAUUGCGCACGCUAUCACAGAACAAGACUGCCAACCCACGAUAGAUAGUUGUAUCCUCAUCAUGGUGUUUGGACAGUUACGGGUAGAUGAUGAUCCACCAAUGGCCUUCCAUCAAGUGUUUAUGCUGAAGUGCCUUAAUGGUGCAUGGGCUUGCACAAACGAUGUGUUCCGGUUGGGGAUACAUAACAUACCAGUGUAGUGAUCCAGAUUUGUUGGCCCACACACACUCUGACACCCAGCUCUGAUAUACUGUCAUCGAUGAAACUGUAAGGAAUUAUAUGCAAAGAUCCUCUAUGUGGUUUGUAUUAGAGAUGUGUCAAAUUACAUUCCUGUAUAAUAAAAUCAUUCAUGUCUGA
This is a messenger RNA of Lates calcarifer (barramundi perch), 722 nucleotides long. RefSeq names its product nuclear transport factor 2. The record is from RefSeq and is a predicted model, not a curated record. Bases 173 to 565 code for a protein of 130 amino acids. Gene Ontology annotation, cellular component: nuclear pore central transport channel. Gene Ontology annotation, biological process: protein import into nucleus. Lineage: Eukaryota; Metazoa; Chordata; Actinopteri; Centropomidae. The transcript is spliced from 5 exons.